AUGAGUAAAAUAUCUAAAGUAAAAAGAUUCACCAAAACCACUAAAAUUCUAGCUAAAUCAAUAUAAAUUCUAGAAACCACUAAGAUUUACGAAUUAGAUAAAAAGAGAGACAUUCCUCAUCAAAUUAAUUAAAGUAACAUAUACCAAAAAAGCAAAAAGUUCAUCUGA
Tetrahymena thermophila SB210 is the source of this 168-nucleotide messenger RNA. RefSeq lists its product as hypothetical. The record is from RefSeq and is a predicted model, not a curated record. The transcript has a single exon. Lineage: Eukaryota; Ciliophora; Oligohymenophorea; Hymenostomatida; Tetrahymenidae.